This is a messenger RNA of Striga asiatica, 348 nucleotides long. Lineage: Eukaryota; Viridiplantae; Streptophyta; Magnoliopsida; Lamiales; Orobanchaceae. The record is from the annotation of a GenBank genome assembly.
AUGGUGAAAGCGAAGGAAGGACCUGUUUUUGGGAUUCAUGGCCUUCAAUUGUGGGCUUGUGUGAGUAUUUCUGUGAAUCUGGGUGAAUGUGGUGUCAUUCGAGCCACAGCUGAUAGCACGAGCAAGAAGACGAGAAGCACCACCGCAACAAAGGCUGCCACGUCAGCCCCACUGACACACUGGCAGAAGCCGAGCCGGACGCCGUUGGCCGCAUCUAGCUCAUCUGAGGUGGUGCCGCUCCCGCAUCCUCUCCCUCAGGAGGUGCCAGCGAGGGGACCUACGAGGCAGAAGCAGAUUUCAGAGACGAACACUUGUCGCCGGAAUACACGGCGCCGCCGCCUUGGGUGA